This is a messenger RNA of Solanum dulcamara, 2048 nucleotides long. Its product is annotated as F-box/FBD/LRR-repeat protein At1g13570-like. The coding region runs from base 597 to 1886 and encodes 429 amino acids. The transcript has 7 exons. The record is from RefSeq and is a predicted model, not a curated record. Gene Ontology annotation, molecular function: protein binding. Lineage: Eukaryota; Viridiplantae; Streptophyta; Magnoliopsida; Solanales; Solanaceae.
CUAACAAUCGUUGAAAUCAAGUGGAUCAUUACCUAACCUGAUUUUGAGCUCAUUUGAGCCCAAUCUAUUUUAGUCCGAAGUAAAUAUCCAAUCUGAUUUCUCAUUCACCACAUUUUAAUACCUUUUUUAAAAAAAAAGCAGGCCAAUUGCCAUAUAUAUCUUGCCCCUUUCUCUUUUGGGGCACUCUGGGUGCGGCUAACCUGCGCAUUUCUCCGAUGACCAAGGAAGGAUGACGACGGAGGAAGCUUACGAUGAUACCGAACUGGAGUGGCUUAACUAUUUCCAGUUUACAUUGUUAUAGAUAAGAAAUCGUAGUGGAGAGCAAUUCAACCAUCUGUGGGAAACUUCUGGUGUAAAAUGCGGCUAACCUGCAGUUCUCCAAUGGCAUGGGGACGACUCCCCGAGGAAGGUCAAGAACAAAGCUCAGGUGACUACUGAGGAAGCUUACGAUGCUACCGAACUGGAAUGGCCUUCCACUGUUGAUGCCUAAAUAUUUCCAGAUUAUGCGGAGGUAUUGAAUUUGGUUGGAGCAAUAUUUGAGCAUUUUGAUUAAUCAUCUGCACUAAAUCGAGACUCUUGAAGGUUCUUAGUGGUCUAUGAUGCCUCCUAAGGGAAUAGAGCAUUGCCGAAGUUUAAUGCCUGACGUCCUUAGCAACCUUCCCCAUAAUGUAAUCGAUGUCAUUCUGAUGCUUUUGCCUUGUAAAGAUGCUGUGAGGACAAGUGUUUUAUCAAAGGAAUGGAGAUAUCACUGGUGUAGACUUACAGGGUUAACUCUUGAUAGAUCUCUUUGGAAAACAACAAAGCAUUUACUAAACCCUACAGUUAGAUUUAGGGAGAUCAUCUACCAGCUUUUGACUCUUCAUGAAGGACCCAUUACUGAGUUUACCCUCGAUGUUGUUCGUCUAGAAAGUUGUCCUGAGAUUGACAACUUCGUAUUUUUCCUCAGGAAUCACAUUCAACAUCUUGUUCUUCACCUUCCAGUUAGAAAGCUAUACAAAUUGCCUUCUUCACUUUUCACAUGUUCGCAGCUGAGACAUCUAGAUCUUCAUUAUUGCUCGAUAGAUCAUUUAUCUUCCUUUCAAGGAUUUGAUAAGUUAAUCAGCCUGGAACUAUGUGGAAUCUCAAUUUCUUCUGAAUUGCUGGAAAGUUUAAUAUCUCAUUGCCCCUUGCUUGAGCAAUUGCUGCUGUCUAUCUCAAAAGAUUUAGACAGGAUUGAAAUUAAUGCCCCUAUGCUGAGAUUGUUCAGUUUCAUAGGUGAUAUAAGUUCUGUCUGCCUAAAGAAUGUCCCUCGUCUGGUAAACGUAUCUCUGGUAGGUGACAGUGUGCAGGCAGAGAAUCUUGAUUUUGCAAAGAUUUUUGAGUCUUGUUUUGCUCUCGAGCACCUCAGCUUUGACAUCUGUGAUUUGGGGUUCGUUGCUGGAGAAGGAUAUGAAGCACCAACAAGGCUUCCCUUUAAUCUUAACAAUGUCAAACGAUUUUGCCUGACUGACAUUUUGCUGGUGGAAUCAUAUAAGCUCUCAUAUGCUCUUUGCUUGAUAAGAAGCUUCCCAUAUUUGGAAUAUCUCGAAAUGCAGUUUGUUGAUGAUGAUGAUAGCGAUAGUGAUAGUGAUACCGAAGAAUCCCUUGAUCUCAAAAGUUUGUCAAACCUGACAUUUGAUCACCUUGGGGAAGUUAAGCUAGAAUGCUUUAUAGGAAGAACGUCUGAAUUGCAGUUUAUCAAGCAUUUGUUAGCCAACUCCCCCGUGUUAGAGAGAAUGCUAAUCAAUCGAGAGUUUCUAGAUCAGGAACCUCUUGACACAAGAGAAGAAAUAUUCAGUGAGAUCUCAAAUUUUCCGCGUGCGUCACCUGAAGCUGAAAUAGUCUUCAAAGAUUUAAGCAGAUCUUGAUCUUUGGCCUAGAAGAUUUAAUUGAAAAGCGAGAAAGAAACAUUCAUGUGGUAUUAUAGCUCUCUGUUUUGCCUUGCUGUAACGUCUAUUUUGGAACAUAAGCAUAACUUGGAUGGAUGUUUUGAUUAGUUUGCUGGAAUUACAUGUUGAAGGAUUUCUACA